AUGUCAUGGAGAACAGUUAAAAACAAAGUUGAUUGUGGGGUCUUUGCAAUGAGACAUAUGGAGACCUAUAUGGGACAACAACUCUCAAAGUGGAAACCAGGUCUUCAUAAAGAAAGUGCAGUUCAACAAACUACUAUAGAGAAGCUCAAGCAAAGAUAUGCACACAUAAUGCUAACUUCUGAAAUUAACAUGUUGAAGGCUAAGGUGUUCGAUCUUGCUGAAAAGUAUCAAAAAGUUGACUUCAAAGUGCGUACUGGUCAUGCAUACAAGGCUAUGCAAACAAUUCAAAAAAGGUUAAAAGAAUAUUGA
Molecule: messenger RNA, 309 nt
Organism: Lactuca saligna
Lineage: Eukaryota; Viridiplantae; Streptophyta; Magnoliopsida; Asterales; Asteraceae
Source: the annotation of a GenBank genome assembly